AUAGAAAAACUAAAAGACUCUUUCCAUUUCGGAAGUCAUGAGCCGCCCGUUUCAUCAACUCUUGUUCCAUUCACCUAUUUUUGUCAAAAGUAGAACAGGACAAUCGGAAUUCCCAUUCAAAUUCUUGCCGCCGGAAUCGACUGUAAUUUGGUUCCCCUCUAUAAAUCCGCUGCAAAUCCCUCAUCAUUAAUCCAAAUGCCACUACUCAGAAUGGCAAGCAAAAUCGAGAAAAAGCUUGUGGACGAAGUCUCAGGAUGGCUCAAAAUUUUCUCCGACGGCUCAGUGGAGCGCACCUGGACCGGCCCGGACGAAGUGAAGCCCCUCAUCACGCCCGUCCCUCCUUCCAACGACACUUUCAUUGACGGUGUAGCCACCAAACACGUCAUAAUUGACGAAGAAAAUGGCAUCUGGAUCCGCAUAUAUUUGCCUCGUACGGCGCUGGACAGAAAAACCCAUACUAAAUUGGGUGUGGCGAUUCAUUUUCACGGCGGCGGUUUUUGCGUGAGCCAUGCGGACUGGCAAAUGUACAAUCAUUUCAUCUCGCGUCUCGUAACGACGUCCAAUGUGAUCUGCGUCUCUGUGGACUACAGGCUCGCUCCCGAGCACAGACUCCCGGCGGCGAUCGACGACUGUUUCGCCGCCGUUGCGUGGCUCGGACAAAUUUCUCGCCGGGAAAAGGAGGAAUCUUGGCUCGCCCAGUAUGCAGAUUUUGAGCGUUGCGUAUUGAUCGGCGACAGUUCGGGAGGGAAUCUGGUGCACCACGUGGCCGUAAGGGCCGUGGCGUGUGAAGAAGAGCUACAACCUCUUUCUUUGCGGGGCUGCGUGGCCUUACACCCGGGGUUUGUUCGAUCGGAGCGCAGCAAAUCGGAGCUCGAAAUUUGGCCCGAUUCGGCUUUUUUGACGAUGGAGAUGGUGGAUAAAUUUCUGGGCCUUGGGUUGCCCGUGGGGAGCACGAAAGAUCACCCGAUAACGAAUCCGAUGGGGGCUCAGUCUCAGCCAUUGGAUAAGCUGAAAUUUCCUCCUUUUCUUGUGGGUGUUGCGGAGAGAGAUCUGAUGAGGGAUACGCAGAUGGAGUAUUGUGAGGCCAUGAGAAGCGCAGGGCAUGAUGUGGAAAUUUUUGUGUCGGAGAACGUGACUCACUGUUUUUAUCUCAACCAGCUUGCUGUGGAUUUUAAUAAGCACGUUGGUGAGGAGACUGCUACACUUUUGCAGGUGAUUGAUCGAUUCAUCAGUCGCUGUUUUGCCAGAUAAUGUGUCCGACCAAACGCCAUAACUAUUUGGACCACUAUUGCUCGAUAGCGUGUUCAAUCAGCCCACUUGAUUUUCAAUAAAGCUGCUGUCGUAUUUUAUUUUGGCAAUGGGAACCAUAAUAAAGUACCUGACUGGCCUGCGCAUUUUUGCCAGUAGAAUUUCACGUCGAAAAGUUUUCAGAUUAGAUUUCUACCGUCCAGGUUUAUUAUUAUUAAUCUUAAAUCUUCUGGAUUAGACUUAGUUUUCAUUUUUGUUGAUCUUGUUGUGGAAAAUUUGUACUCUUAAAAGAGAGGUGCCUCAUUUUUAGUAUAGUUAGGUAGGUGUCUCCCUCAAUGAGUGCAAGAUAGUAGUCUCAUAAUAUCACAUGGGCUAGUAGUCUUAUAAUACCACAAGACAUUGUAGACUAUAGAAAGAAAUCUCUCUUUUUUUAAUUUCAUGUUGAAAGGUUUUGAUCUUAGAGUUAUGUCUUAUCAUACCACCUGACAUGUAGACUAAAAAAAAUAAUCUCUCAUUUUUUAUUUCAUGUUGAAAGGUUUUGAUCUUAGAGUUAUGUCUUAUCAUACCACCUCACAUUGUGGACUAUAAAAAAAAAAAAAAAAAAUCUCUUUUUUUA
This is a messenger RNA of Cryptomeria japonica (Japanese cedar), 1864 nucleotides long. Its product is annotated as probable carboxylesterase 15. Gene Ontology annotation, molecular function: hydrolase activity. The transcript has a single exon. NCBI's taxonomy places the organism in Eukaryota, Viridiplantae, Streptophyta, Pinopsida, Cupressales, Cupressaceae. The record is from RefSeq and is a predicted model, not a curated record. The coding region runs from base 196 to 1251 and encodes 351 amino acids.